GAACCAAAAAUAAAUAAAUAAUAGCCAUUCAAGAAAAAUAGGGAGCUAAACUUACCCAGAUGAAAAUAUUAGUGACAUUAGCGUUUCUUUUUUUCUUUGUAAUAAGCGUGAAAGGAGCAGAAGUCGAUACACAAGUUAUAUCACUUUCCGGAAACUCAGCAGCAGGCUUUGUUAUUGGAGUUGGACUAAUUGGAAUGCUAUUCUUCUCGGUAAAAAUGCUUGAAGGAAUUCAGAUUUCAAAUUCAGGCGACUUAGCAGAGGACUGAGGUAAAUGUUUACAUUUUUGAAUUGCUUUUAAUACCCAAGUUAGUACAUUGCUAUACUUUUUUUACUCGAU
This is a messenger RNA of Phytomonas sp. Hart1, 337 nucleotides long. The record is from the annotation of a GenBank genome assembly. NCBI's taxonomy places the organism in Eukaryota, Euglenozoa, Kinetoplastea, Trypanosomatida, Trypanosomatidae.